GAGGUUGGCUCUUCGUGACAUCCCCGAGGGAUGGGCAAGGGCCCGCUAGUGUUCGCUCCUGGUGGGGCGGGUCUGAAGUCAGGACAGCAGAGGAGCCCACCAUGCGGCCCUCCCCCAGUGCACGCCAGGCUCUGACCGCGCCACACCCCCUCCAGCCACACUCCCGCAAGCUGCCCCUCCAGCCAGCUGGUUCUGGGCUGGGGCCCAGUCGCCUCCUAAUCCCUGGGCAGGUGCCCAGGCCUGCCCCCUUACCCCAAGUCGAGAGAGGCCUGAGGCCCAGGGGAGCUUUGCAUCCGCUGGGUUUUUGAAGUGUGGGGUUAGUACACUCAGACUGGGACGGACUGAGUGGGCUGACGACCGGACACCCUCGCAUUCCCUCUGGCUACCGUGGUGCCCCCUGUCCCCCGUGCUCCGGACCCGCCCUUUCACCAGACCCCUGGCACCAGAGUCACCCCUGGGCCCCGGAGCACGGUCUCCCUGACCAGCCUUGCCCCGCGUCUCCCGCUGCCCGCAAGAUUCCAAGCCCUGCCCCGAGCCCUCCAGCCACCCAGUGUGCAAACCCACUGCAUCCCGCCCACCAGGCCCCUGCCCCGGCAGACCACCCAGAGUUGCGAGGCUCAGAGGUGAUGGUGAGCUUCUUGGCAGGCUUCCUGGAGGAGGGGGAUCGGGGGGUAUGUCUGAGCUGAGAUCAUGGGGCAGACAUCCCAGAGAGCCUGCCAAAAUUCUCCUCCCCCUGCAUCGAAGGGUCUGAAAGUAUCAGGAGGAAGUGCCACCGGGGUGGGCGGGGUUCGGUGGACACCUCGGCCAGGCUGCUGCAGGGCGCAACCCGAUCGGAGCCUAAUCGGAGCCUAAUCGCAGUGGGCUUGGUCCCAGGCCAGCAGGCCAGCCACCCCAGGGCAUUUGGGGGUCAUAAAGGCUGGGCAGGAGAGGCCACCGCAGCUGUCCCGCUGAACCGUCCUCCACGAUGCUGUGCAAGCUGCUGAUGGGCUGUGUCUUCGCCCUGCUCAGGGCGUCCCCAGGCCAGGCCCAGGUCCCCAUCCAGGACAACUUUGACGCCAGCCAGUUCCAGGGUACCUGGUACAUGGUCGGGGUGGUAUCGGAUGACCAGGGCUUCCUGGACUCCAAGGACGACCUGAAGAUGCCCAUGGUCUUGGUGACCCCCUUGGCCAAUGGUGACCUGGCCCUCAAGUUUGGGUACUCUACACCCGAUGGCGGGUGCCAGAAGAUGGACGCGACGUUCACUAAGGGUGCUGUGGACGGGCAGUUCAGCAACGAGGCCUUGGCGCAGACCGACAUCCGUGUGGUGUCCACCGACUACAAGCAUUUCGCGGUGCUGUACGUGGAGACGCAGAAGGGGGGCGUCAGGAACGUCUGGCUGCAGCUCUACGCCCGCGCCCCAGAGCUGUUUCCCGAAGGUGCACAGCAGAUGCAGCAGCUGGCACCCCAAGUGGGCCUAAACCCCAGCCAGGGCGCCCUGCUGCCCAAGUCAGGUGAGCGUCGUCCCCACACCGGCUCAGGGCUGUGGGAGACCCCAGACUCAGACUGCGAGGGCCAGGCCCCGAGGCUCACUCCCCAGAUGCGGGCAGCAGCACCAGGGGCAGCCCUGGCCGAUCCGGGCCAGAGGAGGGCCGGACGGUGCCCUGGCUGGUGACCCACCGGGAGGAGAUCGCUCGCAGGCAGGGAGGCUUGAUUAUUCAGGGAGGUUGGGGCCCCCAGCCCUGGGGAAGGGAGCCCUGGGUGGUUCCUCAGGCUUCACUCUCCCCCACAGACCAGUGCGCUGGAGCCUUCUAGGUGAGUACUCAGGGGUGGGCCGGACACCACCCCCAGAUCGUGCAGUGCCCAGUGCCCUGCUGACCCCUGGGGGCCUCUCUCAGCCAGAAGGCUGCAUGGUGGGGGUCCUCAUCCUGGGAGCAGGGUGGGGGUGGUACCAUAGAAUUGAGGUGGGACAGCAGGCAGCGGUGGGGAGGAACGGAGUGGGGCCCUGGGGUGGGCCCAGGGAGGGCAGGAGGAGGCGAGAAGACGGUGCUCACCCCACUGCACUUGCCCUGUCAUUUGCAAGGAAGGAUCCAGCCCAGGAGUGCCAGCGGUGGGCGGGGGGCCCGUGCUCAGUGUACUGGGCUCCCCAGAGACCGUGCGCCACUUCUCUGUCACCCCUCCCCCAGCACAAUCUCCUCAAGCCCACAGCUGCCGCGCUUUUCUCCCACGGGUUCUGGGGCCAGGGAGGGACCCCUUGCUCGGCUGGGGCCGGCCGGGGCAGGCGCGUAGCCCGGGAGGAGCUGAGGCUCUGCUCGGAGGGACGCAAGCUUAUCCAGACAGCGGCGUCGCAAGGCCUUCCCUGCCCCCCCGCCCCCCCCCCGUACCAGGGCACCAGACUGGGGGUGUUCCCCUUGCUCAGCCACCGGAGCUCCUGCGGGCACAGCGGGCCUCCUGGGCCUUUGGGGUCCUCCCAAACCACAGCACAGAGCAGGGAUCUGGGCCUCUUCUGUCCCCCCAGUUCUCCCCUGACCUCUGGCCCCAAAGUACCCGCAGUUCACUCCCCACCCAGAGCCAGAGGAAAGGGGGUGUGAGCCAUUGUGUCUAUGUCGGAUAACAUCCCUCUUCUUUGAAGACAUGUCCUGCAGGUGCGCCUGGGCAGCUCCAUCGGUGAGGGUCUGCCUUCAGCUCAGAUCAUGAUCUCAGGGGUCCUGGGAUCGAGCCCCGCAUCGGGUUCCCUGCUCAGCAUAGCGCCCGA
Ailuropoda melanoleuca (giant panda) is the source of this 2731-nucleotide messenger RNA. RefSeq names its product lipocalin like 1 (gene LCNL1). Gene Ontology annotation, molecular function: small molecule binding. The coding region runs from base 965 to 1651 and encodes 228 amino acids. The record is from RefSeq and is a predicted model, not a curated record. The transcript has 5 exons. NCBI's taxonomy places the organism in Eukaryota, Metazoa, Chordata, Mammalia, Carnivora, Ursidae.